AUGGAGGGGCUGCUGCAUUACAUCAACCCGGCACAUGCCAUCUCUCUGCUGAGCGCGCUCAACGAGGAGCGCCUCAAAGGACAGCUGUGUGACGUGCUUCUGAUUGUUGGAGACCAGAAAUUUCGAGCGCAUAAAAACGUCUUGGCCGCCAGCAGUGAAUACUUCCAGAGUUUAUUCACCAACAAGGAGAAUGAGUCACAGACUGUCUUUCAGCUUGACUUUUGUGAACCAGAUGCUUUUGAUAACGUUUUGAACUACAUUUAUUCUUCAUCUUUAUUUGUUGAGAAAAGCAGUCUCGCGGCCGUGCAGGAACUAGGCUAUAGCCUUGGGAUUUCCUUUCUGACUAACAUCGUCUCUAAAACACCUCAGGCCCCCUUUCCAACGUGUCCCAACAGGAAAAAAAUAUUCAUAGAAGAUGAUGAAAGCAGUUCUCAGAAGAGAAGCGUCAUCGUUUGUCAAAGUAGAAACGAAGCCCAGGGAAAAACUGUGAGUCAGAAUCAGCCUGACCUAAGCCAUACGUCCCGGCCCUCCCCUAGCACUGCAGUCAAGACCAGCACCAGUAAGCCCCACGUUCCCAAACCGGCCGAGCCACUCCACACUUUGCCACUGGCUGAAAAGAGCUGGCCGAAAGAUGGUUCUGUGGGCUAUGCAAAGUCUCUGGAGCACGCGGGGCCUCUGGAUGACCCCAACAGAAGCAGUUUGCUGAAAAGGAAUGCACCGCUGCAGGACAGAGAGGCGAUGGACGAUACGGCCGGUCUCAGCGGCCAGCUCCCCAAAGGCAAAGCCAUAGAGUUGGCUUUGAAGAGACCACGGCCCCCGGUGUUGUCUCUCGGAAGCUCGUCAGAGAACCCCUACGUGCUGAAGGAAACUCACAAAGGAGGCGGUCCGGGUGAAGAUCGAAACCUGCUGUACUACUCCAAGCUGGGGCUGGUGGUCCCGUCCGGCAGCUCUGGCUGCGGGAAGCCAGGCAUCGACAGAAGCGGCCCGCUCGUCAAGAGUCUUCUCAGGCGGUCGCUGUCCAUGGACAGCCAGGUGCCCGGCCUCUCACCCUCCAUAGAUUUGAAAUCUUCCCAGGGCCGCUCCACAGUGGCAGGUGAGGUGCCGGGGAGCGGCUUCUGUGCUCUGUCGCAGCAGUCGUCUCUGAAGGAGUGCGGGGAGAAGGCGGCCCUCGAUGAGCGGAGCCCCGCGCCCCAGCCCCACCGCCUCCGGUCCUUCAGCGCCUCCCAGUCCACAGAGAGGGAAGGGGAGCCUGCUGUGACCGAGGUCCGCAUCAAGACGGAGCCCUGCAGCCCCCUGUCGGACCCCUCCGACAUCAUCCGCGUCACUGUGGGAGACCCGGCCGCGGCGGCCGCCGCCAGAGACCUUUCCCUGACAACUGAAGACGACCAAAAAGACAUGAGCAGGCUCCCAGCGAAAAGGAGGUUCCAGGCGGACCGAAGGCUGCCGUUGAAGAAGGUGAAGGAGGACGAGCACGGGUCUCCGGUGUCCGAAGAGAACUUCGAGGAGGGCUCGAGCCCUCCCCUCCCUGAUGCAGAGUUUCCAGAUUCUGACUUGAAUAAAGAUGAAUUUGGUGAGUUGGAGGGAACAAGACCAAACAAAAAAUUUAAAUGCAAACAUUGCCUUAAGAUCUUUAGAUCGACCGCAGGUCUUCACCGGCACAUUAACAUGUACCAUAACCCAGAGAAGCCCUACGCUUGCGACAUCUGUCACAAGCGGUUUCACACAAACUUCAAAGUGUGGACGCACUGUCAGACCCAGCACGGCAUAGUGAAGAACCCGUCACCAGCCUCUAGUUCACAUGCCGUUUUGGAUGAGAAAUUCCAAAGAAAGCUGAUUGACAUAGUGCGAGAGAGAGAGAUUAAGAAGGCCCUGAUCAUUAAGCUGAGGCGCAGCAAGCCUGGGUUCCAGGGGCAGAGUAGCUCCCAGGCCCAGGCCAUCAAGAGGAACUUGCGGUCGCGAGCCAAAGGAGCGUACAUUUGUACUUACUGUGGAAAAGCCUAUCGCUUUCUCUCGCAGUUCAAGCAGCACAUAAAAAUGCACCCGGGAGAAAAGCCCAUUGGCGUCAAUAGAGCUGCUAAGCCCAAAGAGCAUGUUUCUCUCGAGAGUCCAGUAGAGAACAAGGAGGUUUACCAGUGCCGCCUCUGUAAUGCUAAGCUCUCUUCUCUUCUAGAGCAAGGAAACCACGAGCGAUUAUGCAGAAACGCAACCGUUUGCCCCUACUGCAGCCUUAGGUUUUUCUCGCCGGAGCUAAAGCAGGAGCACGAGAGUAAGUGUGAGUACAAGAAGCUGACGUGUCUCGAGUGCAUGCGCACCUUCAAGUCCUCCUUCAGCAUUUGGCGGCACCAGGUUGAAGUCCAUAAUCAGAACACCAUGGCGCCGGCUGAAAAUUUCUCCUUACCCACUCUGGACCACAAUGGUGAUGUGACUGCUGCCGCCAGGGCCCCGGCCCAGCCCGAGCCCCACAAGGCCAACCACGCGGUCCCCGCCAAAGACGACAAUGCCUUCAGUGAUUGUUCAGAGCAAGUGAACUUCGAUUCAGAAGACUCCUCCUGUCUCCCCGAAGACCUCAGCCUCUCGAAGCAGCUGAAAAUCCACGUCAAAGAGGAGCCCACAGAGGAGGCCGAGGAAGAGGCACCCGAGGCCCGCGCUGCCCCCAAGGAUGCCGGCUCCAGCAAGGACACCAGCCUGUGGCCCUGCGAGAAGUGUGGCAAGACGUUCACGGCGCACAAGCAGCUGGAGCGGCACCAGGAGCUCCUGUGCUCCGUGAAACCCUUCAUCUGCCACGUGUGCAACAAAGCUUUCCGCACCAACUUCCGGCUCUGGAGCCACUUCCAGUCCCACAUGGCUCAGGCUACGGAGGACCCGGCGCACAAAGACUCGGAAGCGUGCCCUGUGCUCACAAACUCUCCGUCCCCGCCCCCGCUGCCCCCACCCCCGCCGCUGCCCAAGAUCCAGCCUCUGGAGCCCGACAGCCCCACAGCCUUGUCUGAAAACCCCGCUCCUGCCCCGGAGAAACUGUUCGUGCCCCAGGAAUCCGACACGCUUUUUUACCAUGCCCCCCCCCUUUCUGCAAUCACCUUUAAAAGACAGUUCAUGUGUAAACUGUGCCAUAGGACAUUCAAGACGGCCUUCAGUCUUUGGAGUCACGAACAGAGCCACAACUGAAAGACCGCCCCUUUUCACCUGCCACAGAGGGGACGGUGGUCUCCAGAGUUCCUCCACCUAAAUUCUGAAACGUGCAUAAGAAACAAAAUAUUUUUUAAAA
Molecule: messenger RNA, 3265 nt
Organism: Odobenus rosmarus divergens (Pacific walrus)
Lineage: Eukaryota; Metazoa; Chordata; Mammalia; Carnivora; Odobenidae
Gene: ZBTB21
Product: zinc finger and BTB domain containing 21
Exons: 1
Coding region: 1-3165 (1054 amino acids)
Biological process (GO): negative regulation of DNA-templated transcription; regulation of transcription by RNA polymerase II
Cellular component (GO): nucleus
Molecular function (GO): RNA polymerase II cis-regulatory region sequence-specific DNA binding; protein binding; DNA-binding transcription factor activity, RNA polymerase II-specific
Source: RefSeq, a predicted model, not a curated record